Molecule: messenger RNA, 1041 nt
Organism: Penicillium crustosum
Lineage: Eukaryota; Fungi; Ascomycota; Eurotiomycetes; Eurotiales; Aspergillaceae
Product: Frag1/DRAM/Sfk1 family protein
Exons: 5
Coding region: 319-1041 (240 amino acids)
Cellular component (GO): plasma membrane
Source: RefSeq, a predicted model, not a curated record
CACUAUCUUUCAUAUACGGAUACGAAACAUGGGCUUUUUACACGAAACAACCACCAAGGGGUUGCCAAUGCCUUAAUAGACCCACAUACCAUAACUGACUAUCGUCAUAGGGGCAAGUGAGCAAGGAUCGACAGGCACAAUCUCUUGUUGCCUGACCCCCAGCGUAAGGAUCACUUUCUCUCUCUUUGUCAACUGCUCGAGUAAAGAGAUGUGGCUGGUAUCCAACUUCACCAGCCCACGCUCUUUGAUACUAUUGCUAUAACAAGACUAUGACUACUGCUCCAAAACACACUCCCUAGCUAUCCGUACACCCCCGAAAUGUCACCCCCAUCCUGGGUCUUUCCGGCCAUAGCCGCUUCCACCUGGCUAGCAAUGCUACUCGCUAUGCUAGGACACUGGACUAUGAUCGGUGAACCGAGAUAUGGCUUGAUGAAGCCUGGUCAGAAUAUCCCAUUCAUUUCAGAUAUCGGAGCCCAGGAAUUAAAGCCAUUAUUCAUGAUCGGAUCUAUUACGACAGUCCUUCUUUUAAACCUCUCCUUCUACAAACAUGUUCAAAACAAAUCAUAUAUCAGCAAAGCGUGCACGCACGGUUCAUUCUUUUUCACAGUCGUCGGGAGCACCGGAUUGAUUAUGCUCUCUGUCCUCGAUAACAUCGCCCAUCAUUUCAUGCACGAUGUCUGCGUGACGAUCUUCAUUGUGGGGUUCCUCCUCAGCGCGGCCUUGAUGUGCUUGGAUUAUAUCUACCUCGGAAUUGCACAUGCUCUACGGGAGCCUGUGCUCAUGACAAGCUUCGUUAUCAAAUCUUCGUUCAUUGUCGUUGAGCUUGUCCUCAUUAUCAUCUUCCGCAUCACCGAGCAUACCCACUACCAGCAGAACAACACGGCAGCUACUCUUGAAUGGGUCAUCGCCUUUGUCUUCACUGGGUAUAUUCUUUCUUUGAUCGUCGAUCUCAUGCCGUCCGCACAAAGGAAUCUCCACAAUCCAAAGGGUUAUCAACAACUUGAGAUGAGCACGGGAAUAAGUACGGGCUUGCUGCCUUAG